Molecule: messenger RNA, 3343 nt
Organism: Xiphias gladius (swordfish)
Lineage: Eukaryota; Metazoa; Chordata; Actinopteri; Istiophoriformes; Xiphiidae
Gene: hsd17b7
Product: hydroxysteroid (17-beta) dehydrogenase 7
Exons: 9
Coding region: 60-1091 (343 amino acids)
Biological process (GO): cholesterol biosynthetic process
Cellular component (GO): endoplasmic reticulum membrane
Molecular function (GO): 5-alpha-androstane-3-beta,17-beta-diol dehydrogenase (NADP+) activity; 3-beta-hydroxysteroid 3-dehydrogenase (NADP+) activity; estradiol 17-beta-dehydrogenase [NAD(P)+] activity
Source: RefSeq, a predicted model, not a curated record
AUUUGACUGUAAAGUUAGUGCUUUCUGUAUGUAUUUGUUUCCAGUUUGGACUUGAAACGAUGAAUAAGGUGGUUUUGGUGACUGGAGCAAAUAGUGGCAUUGGCCUGGCCCUUUGUGAGCGUCUCCUCACCCAGGACACGGAGGGUCUGCAGCUGUGUCUUGCCUGCAGGAACAUGCGUCGGGCUCAGACUGCUCGCUCUGCCCUCCUCACCUCUCACCCAACAGCACAGGUGGCCCUGCUGCAGAUGGACACCAGCAGCAUGUCCUCCGUCAUCACUGCUGCACAGGAGGUCAAACGCAGGUAUAAGAGGUUGGAUUACCUCUACCUGAAUGCAGGCAUCAUGCCAAACCCACAGUUUGAUGUAAAAGCUUUUUUCAGAGGCUUCUUCUCCAGCAAUAUCAUCACCAUGUUGGCCACUGGCGAGGGGAUCCUGACGCAGAAGGAUGGAUUCACCUCUGAUGGUCUGCAAGAAAUUUUCGCAACCAAUCUCUUUGGUCACUUCCUACUAAUCAGGGAGCUGGAGCCAGUCCUGUGCCACGCAGGUCAGACCUCACAGCUGAUCUGGACCUCCUCCAGUAACGCUCAGCACUCAGCUUUUAAUCUCGAAGACAUACAGCACCAGAGAGGCACCCAGCCCUAUAGCUCCUCCAAAUAUGCCUCCGACCUGCUCAGCCUGGCGCUCAACACACACUACAACAAACAGGGUUUGUACUCAUCUGUGAUUUGUCCUGGUUUCGUGAUGACCAGCCUGACCUAUGGCAUCCUGCCCGCCUUCCCAGCAUUCCUCUGGACCCUGCUAAUGCCUCUCUUUUGGUUUAUAAGAAUGUUCACCAACACUUUCACCCUGACACCUUAUAAUGGAGCUGAAGCCCUGCUCUGGUUAUUUAAGCAAAAGCCUGAAUCACUGGACCCACAAGUCAAGUACCACAGCUUAACAUCUGGGCUGGGCAACAACUACACACAACCACAUAAGAUGGAUAUUGAUUUGGAAACGUCAGAGGCUUUGUAUGAGAAAUUACUGCAACUAGAAAGCGAAGUAAGGAAGAAACUGAGGGAGAAACAAAUACAAUCCCAGCAUGUCCCACAGUAGUCCUGCACGAUCUGGCUCAUCUUGACUCAUAUCACAUAGUUCUGGGACGCAGAGAGUUUCAUUCCUGUCUUGCAGGUCACUUGGGAGCAGCCUGCACACGGGCUGUCAGACCUCGCAGAAAUGAGACUCCUCUGCCCUACGCAACAACACACACGGCUGAAUUCAAAGCAGGGAUAAAAAAGUUACAGUGAAAUUAUGAGCAGCUCUAUAAGCAUUUUAAGUUUGAUUUGCUGUUUCCAUCUGUAUCAAGCACAAAUUAAAAUGCCUGUUGUGAUGUUUUGGGAAAGAGUUUACACAAAAAUUGAGCAUUGCCCGUUUUCAUCCACUUUAUUCCUCUUUUGUUCCUUUUCAGUCCAUUCACUCCAUAUAGCAUGAUGUUAUAUGAGGAGAACAACACAGCUUUGCAAAUAUGCGGACUUGGAUGGUGGUUUAAGUCACCAGGUUUUCAGCCUAGGCGGGGCAGGAGGGACUGUAUCCAACCUGGUUGUUAAUUCCAUGAUCCUCACGACAAAAUGCAGUGCAGUCUGACAGCAGACUAUUAGUAUCGUCCCUUAAGUUAACAUAAGUCGCCUGCGUGAACCCCUCUCCCCCUGCGGUGUACGGCGGUGCCGGGGGCCCGUGCGCACAGACGCACCUGAAAUUCCGCUCCGCGGGAUUUGAGGUGCAGCAGUCGUCUCCGUGCUCCGCUGCUUGUUUCCCAGUCCCGCACUCCUCCUCCUCCUCUGCUCCGCUCAGUUUCGGGUUGCAAAAAGCCCACACCAUCCCGCAGAAGUAGACGAAAAACGUGCCCAUGACCAUGACCAUGAGCGCGUAGGACUCUAUCAUGGCUUUGUUGACUGGAGAUGUCAUCUUUGGAUGCGCAGGAGUGAGAAUCGGUUGGUGCGCUCAGGAGGGACUGUCAGUGCGAGCUGCCAGACCCAUGUGGGCUGGGCCACGUCAGCUCCACUUGCUUCAGUAACAGAGACAAUAAGAAAAUACAUGAUUGCUUUUGAUGUCACCUUUCUACUUACACUGAAUUUAAAAAUAUCAGCAUUAUGACAGCUGUGUGAGGUCUGUGUGGGUCUAAUAAACCCAUUUUGAUAUUGUUAAAAAAAAAAAUAAAAGGUAACCUUGCACAUAAACAGCACUCCUAUAAUGAAACAUACAUAUUUAAACUCCUUAAUCCCCUUCAUUUUUGAGGAUAGAAUUUAAUAAAUCCAGGGGUAUGUGUGGAGAGUUGUAAAAGGAUUACCUCUCACAGGAGGAAAGCCAUAAUGUUUGCAGUAUUAAUUAAUAUUCAUCAAAUUGAAUUUCUUUUACUUUCAGAUUUUCCAUUUUUGGACCAAGAAUGGUAAAGUGUAUGAUUUAAUAUGACAUGAUCCUUAGGAACCACCUGCUGAUUCCUGCAUCACAGCUAAUGUAAUAAAGCCAGGAGGAACAGUGAUAAAGUGGGGAACAAAUCAGCAGAGCUUCAACGCCCUGGGAGACAGUCAGAAACUUCUGCCUAACGAGCUUAAUUGAAACUAUAUGGAUUUUAAAUUGAGACCAUUCAGGACAGAAUUUAUAAACACAGAUUAAGUUGACCAUAACUGGGGAAUUCUGCACGGUCACUUAGAAGAACACCAAUCGACAGACUCACUAUACCCGCUAAAACUUGUAUUAUUAAAGUCUAACUUUCAAUGCUGUUUGUAUUUGGUUGUCUCUACUGAGUGAAAUUGUACAUUUGUAUCUUUGUUACAAAGCAAGAUACAAACUGAUCUGAGGUCUUAAGUGCCUCGAGUCAGUUUGCCCCCCCCCCCUCGACAAUCACACAGGUCGAUGUUCCCUAACAAGCCCAUCAGCUGGCAGGGUUCGACGUUCCUUGUGAGGUCAAACUUCAGCACCCACAUCUCCCAAAAUACCAUCAAUGAUCAAUGAGACAUUCAAACUCAGUGCCUUUUUCUGGGGAUUCAUAUUUAACCCAGGAUUUAAAAACCAUCCUUCAGGCAUAAUAAAAUGUUAAGAUUUCAGAAUAAAACUAUAAUAUCCUAUGUGAAUGUUGCAUCAAAACCACUGGACACUUAUAUUUUCUAAAAUCAUUGUAAAAAUAUGAGUAAUAUUUUGUCUAUUACCUUUAGGAUUUAGAUUCGGCAGUACAAAAUUCUUAGGAUACUGGGAAUUUUCAAAUUAAAGUAAUUCAACUGAGCAUUAAAUCUUCUAUCACAUUAAGUGUUUAUUCUUUGAAAAAACUUAACAUUAACACAAACAUUGACAAAAAGUGACUGUAUUUCGUG